AUGGCCGCGGCUGCGGCGGCGGCGUCUCUGGCGAUCCGUCUCACGGCGCUCGUCGUCGUGCUCGUCGUCCUCUGCCCGACGGCGUCCGCGGCGCCGAAGGGGAAGCAGUACAAGGUCGGCGGUCCUGAAGGGUGGUGCGUGCCCCCGAAGGUGGACAAGGAGAUGUUUUACGUCAAGUGGGCGUCCAGCAUAACCUUCUUCGUCGGGGACUCCGUCGAGUUCGUGUACAAGAACGACUCGGUGAUCAAGGUGAGCAAGGUUGGAUACUACCACUGCAACGAGACGGCGGGCAUCGGCACCGGCCCCGGGCCGAGGGAUGGCAAAACGCUCUUCCCCCUCGACGCGCCAGGCUUCACCUACUUCGCCAGCUCGAACCUCGCACACUGCAACGAUGGCCAGAAGCUCAUAAUUAAAGUCCUCGACGCCGAGCAGCGGCCGCCGGCAUCAGCAUCGUCGCCGUUAGAGGCCCCGACGGAACCAUCAUCUUCACAAGCGCCGCCGUCUCCGGAGCCAGGGCCGGCCUCCAAGGAGCACUCAUCCGCCAUGGGAGGGCCAUUCGUGGCGCCUCUCGCUCGCGCCAUGGCACAAGCUGCAACAUUGGUCCUAGCCUGCUUAAUUUGA
Triticum turgidum subsp. durum (durum wheat) is the source of this 621-nucleotide messenger RNA. Lineage: Eukaryota; Viridiplantae; Streptophyta; Magnoliopsida; Poales; Poaceae. The record is from the annotation of a GenBank genome assembly.